CUGACCCACGAAAAUCCAAAACAGAAUACCAACACACACAACACAGACAUCUUUGAUCGUCUUAGCAAGUUUUUCCUCUGGAAAAUCCGCGUUAAUUUCGCAGUUAUGACACAAAAGUGACCCCAGUUUCCCGUUUUUAACCUUUUCCUUUCACAUUUUCCCGUUUCGUUCGUGCCAUCACAAGAAAAUCGGCUUAUUUUCCCGACGUGACGUCAUGUGAUUGCGUUUCUAUGAAGUGCGAGAACUUGGGAGACAGGCAGCGCUGUACAGUACACCAAAUGAAUCAUGAACUCAAUCGAAAACAGCUUCAUGAAGCCUCACCGCAGCAAUUAUCAUUCCGGCUACUUGGAAUCGCAACAACUAGAAAAAGUCACCAUCGAUCAGGCUCCGAUUAACGAGAAGAAAAUUGAAGAAGUAUGGUCCAAGCACAAUUUUGAUACCAACAAAGUCAAGGUUGAGAAUUUAUUUAAUGUUAAAACAACUUGGGGUGUGAGCAGUGGGGAAGAUGAUGCUGUGGACAAAAACGAUGAUUUCCAUGAUGAAGAUAUUUUGAUGAUGGAUACUACCAAAGAAUCUAAAUCUGUUACAGAUCCUGAUGAAGAUCCGCAAAUUGCAGAAGAUAUUUCACCGUCUCAUCAUGCCAGGAGGCCUCCAAACGCUUUUCUAAUAUUUUGCAAAAAACACAGACCAGUAGUGAGACAACGAUACCCCACCACUGAAAAUAGGGGAGUGACGAAAAUUUUGGGGGAAUGGUGGGCUUUAUUGAACGUCGCAGAAAAACAACCCUAUAAUGAUUUAGCUAAAGAGUACAAAGACGCCUUUCUCUCGGCGAACCCAGACUUCCGUUGGUACAAAUUGCCUGCGCCGCCUUUGCGCACGCUCACCACCCGUCCCACCACGAUCACCUCGAAGCUGCCACCGUCUGCUGCCAUGUCCAGCCCGCCCACGCUAACUUUGCCCGAAUUUACACCGGGAAAGUUGGCAGAUGAAUCUCAAUUGGGCGGUCUCACUUCUCUGAUGAACAACAAUUACACCGUUUCGAGGAAAACUGAACAGGAUUCGCUUUGUUGCGAAGUCGAAGACAAUAACAAUGAAAAUCCCGAAACCGAAUGGAAGGACUCCAGAAUGGAGCAGAAAAUUCAAGAGAUGUUUUCCAGUCCUAUUAAUGUGAUUACAAAGGUGCCGAUGCCACCAAAGCCGAUCAAAAAACGAAUUUUCGAACAGUUCGAAGAGGAAAAAACAUGCCAAGAAAAUGACAAUUUUACCAAUCAGGAAUUCCUGAAUAAAGUUGUGGAUGGCAUAUUUGCCAGCGACGAGCCCAAAGAGCAAAGAAAGAGCGACAGGAUGUGCAAAGGCAAACGUUAUGAACGCUUCAUGUUCGAAGGCAAACUUUUGGGCAACAAAAGAGACACGAAACUGACCCAGCAUCACAAAACAGGAAAAACGGAGCAAGAGAAGCCAACUGGACAGGAAACGACUAAACUCAAUUUGGAAAACACUAUUAAGCGGUUGGCGGAACGGACUAAUGCUAAAAUUGAUGAUGAGGACCUGAAACCAAAGGUCGAACGAGUGCGAACAAUCUCAGAAACGUCCGAAGGAGCCAAAUCUUCGCAAGUAAACUUCAACUUGGAUUUGAGGAUAGAACGUCUGCCCAGUUUGAGCUACGACGAUUUCAUCCGACGAAAACGCGAUACCAAAAAACGAAAAUUGAGAAUCAAAACUGACAGUCACAAAAUCCAAAGGCUCGAAAACAACAAGCCAUCGAUUCACAGUCCUCCUCCUGUUGUCGGAUCGAAAAAACGCAAAAAUAAGCAGAGCAUCAUGCAUUUAAAUACUAGCGAAGAUGCGUUGCCGAAUGAUAAUGCUCUGUUGGGAUUGACGACGUUGGCGACGUUAGCUGCCAGAUCUGAGAAAAUGUAAGAAAAUUUGGGUAAAUAAAAUGAUUGUGCCUUGGAGAAGAUAUUAUUUCUCAGGAUUUGAUCCUUAUUGGAGCAAAAUACUAAAAAUGUUUGAAUUGUCUUCCCCUACUCUUAUAGGCCAAGUAAUCUGCUAUUAUUAUUAUUAAUUUGUGUUGGUUUUGUUGCUUAUGUUUAUGCUUAUUAUUUUUAUAUUUUAUCAUGAUUGUUAACAUUUUUAAGUCUUUUUACUAAGUAACCUGUAGGACCAAAUAUACAACAAAGCAAUAUUUGAACUUUUUACGUAACUGUGUUGAAAAAAAAUAAUAAUUGCAAAUAGCUGAUCAUAAAAACUACUACUUUCUAUAGUUCUCAAAUACGGGUUUGUAAGUAACAGGUGGGCUAUUUUACCUACACAUUAUAUCCCACCUAAUGUUUUGACUCUAGUCAAGUAGAGUUUUUAUUUUAUUUUACCAAAUAUUAUGUUACUGUUUGAUGUUUAAAAGGGGGGAAAAACUUGUUAUAUUGGUUUCUCGACUCAAAUCAACAAAUAAAGGAACCUUGUGGACCAUUUGAGGAAAUUAUACAUAUUUAUAUCAAAAGUUGUUGAUAGUCAAUUAGAACACUUAAAAUAUCGAAUUUAAUUAUUACUGCACUGGCAUUUGUCUAGCUUGAUCCAAAAAAAAUGUCGCUUAAAUUUGUUCUUCCAACAAAUAUUGUUAUUUGUACAUAGUUUUGUUUUUUUUAAAUCUAUAUUGUUCUAAUCGUGACAACCAAAUAAUCAUUACAUGUAUUUUAUUUAAUUGUUAAAUGUAUUGUUUUUAAUCUCUUAGUUUUUAAAUUGUAUCUUUUUUUUUUUACCUAAAACGUCUAUUAUAUUAUAUUUUAUUUUAUUAUUAUUACUAAUUUAUGUCCUUUAAGUUAUCCAUUAACACUUGUUGGUUUUGCCAUUUUAUUGUUGUCACAAAAGAUUUUAUACUCUUGACAACAUUGUUACUCAGAAAUCCAAGUAAUAAUGCUAACCUAAUGGGCAUUAUUAAUUUGUCAUUAGAUUUUUAUAAGUGAUUUUAGCAGUGUUUGAAAAUUAAAUUUCUUUAUAAUAGACCAGCUUUAAAAAUGAUAAUGCCAACCUACAGAUUGUUACAAAAUAGUUGCCUAAAAAAAAAACAAUUAGAUUUUUAAGAAGAUUAGAUAUUGAUUCAUAUAAAUAACGACCCUGUGUUUUAAACAUGCCUUAAAACACCGAGUCUUAUGACGUAGGGCCUUAAACCAUAUAUUAUAAAUGACCAAAAUUUUAAAUCAGCCUUAUAGAUAUUUAGGAUUUAUUAUAUUCAUAUUUAUUUAAAAAAUGAUAUAUUGACACUUUUUAAAAUGGGUGCGGGCCUGUUACCAAUGGAAUACGAUUGUUCGGGUGUAAUGCAAAAUGGAAUGUGAUAUAAGAUAACUUUAUUUUUCUAUUGGAAAGAUUCUUUGCUUUUUUUUUUAAUUUAUGAUGUUUGUAUAGUGCCUUUUUAUUUAUUUAUAUAGUUGUGUAAAAACUAGUUGUUCAGCCUCUCGAAAGAGGUAACUAACACUGGAUGAUACAUUUAAGUUUUAAUAAAGUUUAUUACAUAAAUAAUU
Molecule: messenger RNA, 3515 nt
Organism: Ceutorhynchus assimilis (cabbage seed weevil)
Lineage: Eukaryota; Metazoa; Arthropoda; Insecta; Coleoptera; Curculionidae
Source: the annotation of a GenBank genome assembly